CACCCUAGUAAACUGUUCCUCGAUAAAAAAAACCCCAAAACACAAAUUAGGGCAAAACAUCCCCUUUCUUCUCCGACACCCACACACGCAUUUACAAACCUCCUCGCCUGAUUGUUUGGUUCAACUCUUCUCUUUUGCUGGGUAAUGUUACCACGUUGGUAAUUUAUUUCAUUGAUGGCUGGAUUAUUGCCUGCUGAUUCUGUGCAAAGUGGGACAUAUGAAGGCUUGUACAGUAAUCAGCAGAUAGAGGAUGGAAGUGGUGGUGGUGGUAGGUGGUACUAUUCUAGAAAGGAAAUUGAAGAGAACUCCGCCUCUAGAAAAGACGGGAUUGAUCUUAAGAAAGAGACUUACUUGCGCAAGUCCUAUUGCACAUUUUUGCAAGAUUUGGGAAUGAGGCUCAAAGUGCCUCAGGUAACCAUUGCCACAGCAAUAGUUUUCUGUCAUCGUUUCUUUCUCCGUCAAUCCCAUGUGAGGAACGACAGGAGGACAAUUGCAACAGUAUGCAUGUUUCUCGCUGGAAAGGUCGAAGAAACUCCUCACCCGUUGAAAAAUGUCAUUGUUGUUUCUUAUGAAAUUAUACAUAAAAAAGAUCCUGCUGUUGCACAGAAGAUAAAACAAAAGGACGUGUAUGAACAGCAAAAAGAGCUGAUUUUAAUGGGGGAAAGGGUUGUACUUGCGACUCUUGGAUUCGAUCUCAACGUGCAUCACCCAUACAAGCCCCUCGUAGAGGCUAUAAAGAAAUUUAAAGUUGCUCAAAAUGCUCUGGCUCAAGUUGCAUGGAAUUUUGUUAAUGAUGGGCUGCGGACAUCUUUAUGCUUGCAAUUUAAGCCUCAUCACAUUGCAGCAGGUGCCAUAUUCCUUGCUGCCAAAUUUCUUAAAGUAAAGCUCCCAUCCGAUGGUGUAAUUUGGAGGCAAGAGUUUGAUGUCCAUCCACACCAAUUGGAGGAGGUUAGCAAUCAAAUGUUGGAACUUUAUGAGCAAAAUAAACUGCUACAGUCCCAAACUAGUGAAGAUAUAGGCAGUGCUGCUGGUGGGCCCACACCAAGGGGCCCAACAAAAGCUCCUACAACAGAAGAGCAUCUAAAAGAUGAUAGCAGUUCUCAAGGAAGGGAUGCUACUUCAAAAGCCGGGGUCAUGAAAUUGGGGUUAUCUCGUCCUGUCCCUAAUCAGUCGUAUCUUGAUAAUAAUGCUGCUCGUGCAAAGGUAACAAAGAAUGGAUAUGACUAUGCAAGCACAGAUAUGAACGACCAGAAGAAAGAUAUUCUUGUUAAUGAUGGUCAGCAUUUUGAAUCAGAAUCUAUGCAUUACCAGGGUAACACGAAGACUCAGGGUGGUUCAGGGUAUGAUUCUGAGAGACAUGCUGGAAUAGAUCAAAAAGGUAAUGGUGGAAGAAGUGAUGCAAGGGAAUCAGUGGACUUGAAGGACAAAUGGAAUGGUCGAUAUCAGGAUCAUAAAGAUGGAAAACUCAGUCGCUCACCACUAGAUGCAGUGAUAAAAAUUGAUAAAGACAAGGUAAAAGCAGCUCUUGAACGAAAAAAGGCUCGUGGUGCUACCACUCGGAGAACUGACUUCACAGAUGAGGAUGAUUUGAUUGAGAGGGAAUUAGAAGAUGGUAUUGAACUUGCUGCUGAGAGCGAGAGGAGCAGGUCUGAAAGAAAGCAAAACUGGUCUAAUAAUGAAUAUGAGCGUGAUUCAGGUAAUCGGAAUGAGAAUGGAGAUGAUGUACUUGGAAAAAAAUGUCAAUCACCACUCAGACAAAUAUUUGACAAUGUUGAAGAAGGGGAAGUACCUACUUCUGAUGAUACAGUGAGGGAAUAUCAGUUACCAAAGUCGAACAAUCGCAAGAGGAAAGCUGGUAGUCCGCUCGACAAAGAAGGAAAGGACCUGGAUCCAGUUGUACCUGCAUUCAAUCAGCACAACCACAAUGACUCUGUAGGAGACGGGGACGGGUUGACACAUUUCGCUUAUCCAUAGAAGGAUCACAAAAACCAUGUUCAAUAAAUUUUGUUCGUAGUCCAUUUGAAAGGAUAAUUAUUGUUUCCUACUGCUUGCUCUGUAUGCGUUACACACUGAGGUGAGAGUGAUAUCUUUUGGCAGCCUGUGACAUUCAUGCUAUGCUGUAAAAGCUGCCCAAAGAAUGAGAGCAGUAAGGCUCUAUGUUCCUUGAAUUUUUUGGGAAAAAACACUUACAAAUUUGAAGGCAUGUUUCAAGUGUUUGGCCUUUUCCCAAUGCGCAGUGAAAGAAAAGAAUUGUUAUUUUUAUAGAACAAUUUUACCAAUCAAAACUGUGCCUUGGUUUUUUUA
Molecule: messenger RNA, 2304 nt
Organism: Daucus carota subsp. sativus
Lineage: Eukaryota; Viridiplantae; Streptophyta; Magnoliopsida; Apiales; Apiaceae
Product: cyclin-T1-4
Exons: 7
Coding region: 175-1974 (599 amino acids)
Biological process (GO): regulation of transcription by RNA polymerase II; positive regulation of DNA-templated transcription, elongation
Cellular component (GO): cyclin/CDK positive transcription elongation factor complex; nucleus
Molecular function (GO): cyclin-dependent protein serine/threonine kinase activator activity
Source: RefSeq, a predicted model, not a curated record